This is a messenger RNA of Marmota monax (woodchuck), 3429 nucleotides long. RefSeq names its product acyl-CoA thioesterase 4 (gene Acot4). NCBI's taxonomy places the organism in Eukaryota, Metazoa, Chordata, Mammalia, Rodentia, Sciuridae. The transcript is spliced from 3 exons. The record is from RefSeq and is a predicted model, not a curated record. Bases 224 to 1489 code for a protein of 421 amino acids. Gene Ontology annotation, molecular function: fatty acyl-CoA hydrolase activity. Gene Ontology annotation, biological process: fatty acid metabolic process; acyl-CoA metabolic process. Gene Ontology annotation, cellular component: peroxisome.
AGCCCUACUGCAAAAACUUCUGACGUCCCCUCAGCCCGCCCAGGGGCUAGUUCCUGGAUCUCAGACCAGUUCUUGGCGUGGAGUCCACAGGUAUAAGGUCCCAGAUACACCGUGAUCCGUUCAGCCUCCCAGCGCUCCUGACGCCUCGGUUCUCCAAACCCGCACUGGGACUCAAUCACGCGUACCAGCCACCACUUCCAAGAGUCUCUGCUCAAAGUCCAGCAUGGCAGCGACGCUGAUCCUGGAGCCCGCCAGCCACUGCUGCUGGGACGAGCCGGUGCACAUCACCGUGCGUGGCCUAGCCCCCAAGCAGCUGGUCACGCUGCGCGCUUCCCUGCGCGACGAGAAGGGCGCGCUCUUCCGCGCCCACGCGCGCUACCGCGCGGACGCCAGGGGCGAGCUGGACCUGGCGCGCACGCCCGCGCUGGGUGGCAGCUUCGCGGGCCUGGAGCCCAUGGGGCUGAUCUGGGCCAUGGAGCCUGAUAAGCCGUUUUGGCGCCUGGUGAAGCGGGACGUGCAGACGCCUUUCGUGGUGGAGCUGGAGGUGCUGGACGGCCACGAGCCCGACGCUGGGCGGCUGCUGGCUCGGGCGCUGCACGAGCGCCACUUCCUGCCGCCCGGGGUCCAGCGGGUGCCGGUCCGGGAGGGCAGGGUGCGGGCCACGCUCUUCCUGCCGCCAGGACCUGGACUCUUCCCUGGGAUCAUUGAUAUCUAUGGAGUUGGAGGGGGCCUGUUGGAAUAUCGGGCCAGCCUUCUGGCUGGCCAUGGCUUUGCCACAUUGGCUGUAGCUUUUUAUGACUUUGAUGAUCUCCCCAAGGAUUUCAGCAACAUACACCUGGACUACUUUGAAGAAGUUGUGUGGUACAUGCUUCAACACCCCCAGGUAAAGGGCCCAGGUGUUGGGCUUCUGGGCUUUUCUCUAGGAGCUGACAUUUGUCUCUCAAUGGCCUCAUUGUUGAAGAAUAUCUCAGCCACUGUAUCCAUCAAUGGAUCUGGGAGCAGCGGAAACUCAACCAUACACUACAAGCAGAUUAGCAUCCCACCACUGGGCCUUGACCUGAAGCGAAUCAAGGUUACUUUCUCAGGCAUUCUGGACAUUGUGGAUAUUCGGAAUGAUAUUGUGGAGAAGUUUGAGAACCCCAGUAUCAUUCCAAUAGAGAAGGCACAAGGGCCCAUCCUCUUCAUUGCUGGUCAGGAUGACCAUAACUGGAGGAGUGACUUAAAUGUGCAAACAGCCUCUGAAAGACUACAGGCCCAUGGAAAGGAAAAACCCAGGAUCAUCCUUUACCCUGGGACUGGGCACUACAUUGAGCCUCCUUACUUCUCCGUGUGCCCAGCUUCUGUGCACAAAUUGUUCAACAAAGUUGUGAUCUGGGGUGGGGAGCUCAGGGCUCAUUCUAAGGCCCAGGUGGAUGCCUGGAAGCAAAUUCUGUCCUUCUUCUCCCAACACCUUGGAGGCACCCACAAGGGUGUGUCCCCCAAGUUGUAAAUGCAAAUCCAAAUUGUUAUGGACAGGGGAAGAGUUUAGAUCAUAUUUUAGUGUCUAGUGACUAUGUAAGUUCCCCUGGGUAGCAUUAAAUGCCUAUUUGGCAUUUAUGGCAUAUUUCAUGUCAUUUUAUUGAAUUUGCUUUAUUUGUCAACAUAGUACUUUGCUAUUGUGACACAUGCAUGUGGUAGAAGAUUCAGACAUAAGCUGCACAAAUGCCCCCUUUGUUAAAAUUUGGGGGGUUUUCUAGGUUUUUUUUUUCAUUUUUUAAUUCUAUCAAUUCUUUAAUUCUUUUGGUAAAUGCUUUGUAUUAGAUAACUUUUAAAGAUGGGAGAAUUUUUUCAUCACUGUGAGAGAAUGGUCAUCAAUAUUCCAAUCAUUGGAAGCAGAGUAGAAUCUUUAUUAACCAAUAGCAUACAGAAGGGUGUUGAUAUAAGGAAAUUCACGUGGGGGGGGCAGGUCCUUUGAGGGGAGGAAUUGGGAAUAUCUUUCUGUAGAGUAAUUAAGUAUAAACUCUGCACCAUGGUGAUUAGACUCUGAUCUCUCUUCCAUCUCAUUUACAGAUUCUAGGGUUGAUGUGGGAAAAUUAUGGUGGGAUAACUUAGAUAAAUCAUUUCCUCACUUCCUUUUACUUCAGCAUUGCAGAAUAUUGUGCAAGUAUAUUUGAAAAGACAAUGGCUGGUGAGGAUAGAACCUAGCACAUAAUCUGUUCCAAGAAGUCAGAAUUAAUUAUUCAGAAGCAAACAGAUAAUCUUAGAGGACUUUUAACACAAAAACUGAAAGUCACAGGUAACACUCUUUAUUUUCUUAUGUGUUUUCAACUCUUCUAUUAAAUUACUUACUAGAGAGGAAGCAAGUCAAGCUGUUUGCCUAUUUGUUAACAUUUUGUUUCUUGUUCACUAGAAACUAUAAAAUAAAGAGGGAAAUAAAAAUCUAAAGACCUGAAAAAUCAAGAAACAAGUAUGUCUGUCUGUGAACAAUGGACUCAAUUUUCUAUAGAAAAAUGUAGAGGAAUUUUUUUUCUUUUGGGUACUGGGAAUUGAACUGAGGGGUGCUCUACCCCUGAGCAAUAUCCUCAGUGCUUUUUAUUUUUUAUUUUGAGAAAGGGUCUCACUACAUUGUUGAGGAGCUCUUGCUAAAGGUUGCCGAGGCUGGCCUUGAAUAGCCCAUCCUCCUGCCUCAGCCUACCAAGUCACUGGGAUUUAUAUUUUUUAAAAGGCAAUUUUCGGGCUGGGGUUGUGGCUCAGUGGUAGAGUGCUCACCUAGCAUGCCCGAGGCACUUGGUUCAAUUCUCAGCACCACAUAAAUGUAAAAUAAAGAGAUUGUGUCCACCUAAAACUUAAGAAUAAACAUUUUUAAAAAGGCAAUUUUCCAAAAUUGAUGUCCAAGAUAUCAUGCUUCAUAUUCAAGAAGCUCUGUAAUCCUGUUCACAAUAAAUUAUCUUUAAUGUAUCAUAGUAAAACCAUUUAUGAUAGUUUUAUGACAUAGCUAUAAAUUAUUUGCCAUUCUCCCACCAAGAGUGGGACCUAGGUCCCCUCCCUUCAAAUCUACAUGGGCUUGUCACUGGACAAUCAGUCAAGAGAAAGUGGUGCUGGGUAGCUUCAGAGAUCACCUGGUUUUCUGGGAACACGCCCUCACAGUUCUGAGCCGCCUCUCCUAAAGUUUGACUACAUUCAGGCUUUGGUGGUAUAGGGAGCCCAAGACACAGGAGAGGCCAAUUGCUGGGACCUCUGUGGCACUGACAAGUGAAGUGAGAUUGUGAGUCAUCUCUGCCCAGGUGCCAGAUAAUCUGAGUAAAAUAAAACCCAGAUGAUUCCAGACCCAGACACCUGAACCUUCCCAAUGAAUACCUCAAGCACCCUGGAGCAGAGAAGAGCUGUCCCUGUCAAGCCCUUCCCGAAGUGUGGAAAUGUGAACUAAAUAAAUGUUCUUGUUUUAGAUGA